Nannospalax galili (Upper Galilee mountains blind mole rat) is the source of this 912-nucleotide messenger RNA. RefSeq names its product 40S ribosomal protein S11-like. Lineage: Eukaryota; Metazoa; Chordata; Mammalia; Rodentia; Spalacidae. Gene Ontology annotation, molecular function: structural constituent of ribosome. Gene Ontology annotation, cellular component: cytosolic small ribosomal subunit; ribosome. The record is from RefSeq and is a predicted model, not a curated record. Gene Ontology annotation, biological process: translation.
AUGUGCCUGGGGGUCUCCAAGACACAGAUUAACUGGUUCCUUCUGGGGCUGAAACCGGAGCCUCUGCGCCUCUCUUCGCAGCUGACCGUGCACAGGGGCCAAGGGAAGAGAACUGGCACUGCAUGUCUGGGAGGUGUCCUGGGAACAAAGAGGGAGUCUGUCCCAGGGCCUCCUUCACAGGCGCUAAAUUCAUCCAGCAUCGCCUUCCCGCAGGCAGCCCCGCGGGCCCCGUGGGCCUGCCAGCCACUGCCACAAGGAGUUAGUGUCAGAUCUGGGCAGCUCUCCCUGCCUGAUGCGGUGGGCAUUCAGGUCGUCUGUGAGAAUCGGAAACGGAGGCUUCUGUCUCUUGAAAAACAACAUCCUCCCCCACCCCCCACGUGCUCCGUGCCCCCAGGAGGACCCAGGAAGCCAAGAGCUCUCCAGAUGUAUGCUGCUGGGAAGAUAGCGGACUUUCAGACCGAGCGGGCUUACCAAAAGCAGCCCACCAUCUUUCAAAACAAGAAGAGGGUCCUGCUGGGAGAAACUGGCAAGGAGAAGCUCCCCAGGUACAAGAACAUCGGUCUAGGCUUCCAGACACCCAAAGAGGCCAUCGAGGGCACUUACAUAGACAAGAAAUGUCCCUUCACCGGUAACGUCUCCAUCCGGGGUCGGAUCCUGUCUGGUGUGGUGACCAAGAUGAAGAUGCAGAGGACCAUUGUUGUCCGCCGGGACUAUCUCCACUACAUCCGAAAGUACAAUCGGUUCAAGAAACGCCACAAGAACACAUCCGUGCACCUGUCCCCCUUCAAGGACGUACAGAUAGGUGACAUCGUCACUGUGGGUGAGUGCAGGCCCCUGAGCAAGACCAUGCGCUCCAACGCGCUCAAGGUCACCAAGGCCGCCGGCACCAAGAAGCAGUUCCAGAAGUUCUGA